AUGAAAACGGACAAGCUGAACGAGAACCAAUUCGGAUUCAGGCCACUGACCAGCACUACGGCCGCCCUCAAGGCGGCCAUCGACAGAAUCAGACAAAACAAGACAGACGGACUCAUGACUCUGGCGGUGUCCUUAGACAUUAAGGCCGCCUUCGACAAUGCCUGGUGGCCCGCCCUCUUCCACAGACUGAGACUCAUCGACUGCCCCUCUAAUAUAUACGGACUUAUUCACAACUACACAACGGACAGGACAGUCACUCUGGACCACGCCGGCUGUAGAGUGUCCAAGACUAUGACCAAAGGCUGUAUACAGGGAUCCGCCUGCGGCCCUAUCCUGUGGAACAUCAUCCUCGAUGAGCUCCUGGAACUCGAUUUACCCUCUGGGUGUCGACUACAGGCCUUCGCGGAUGAUGUUCUACUCGUCGCGGCUGCCGGGGAUUUGGCUACACUGCAGAACAACACUAAUCACGCACUACACACGAUCGUGAGCUGGGGAAAGGGGGUCAAGCUCACGUUCAGCCCAACAAAAACACAAGCCAUCGCCUUCAGCGACAAGGCAAGACACGCACACAUACACAUCGACUCUCACGCACUACACUUCCAGGAUGAUAUCAAAUUACUUGGCAUCAUCCUGGACUCAAAGCUACUAUUCAAUAAACACGUCACACACGUCAUCAACAAGGCCACCCGCAUCUUUAACAAACUGAUUAUGUACUGCAGACCCACCUGGGGUGCCCACCCGGAGAACAUCCGUACCAUAUACCUCCAAGUUAUCCAACCUAUUAUCACAUACGCCGCCGGCAUAUGGGGCCAUGUCGCCAAGAAGAAAUAUAUAAGACAAAAACUCCUCAGUCUACAGAGAGGAUUUGCCAUCCGGGCCAUUAAGGCCUUCCGCACCGUGUCCACAGUUGCCGCCAUAACUCUGGCGCGCUUCACUCCACUGGACCUCAAAGUCAUCGAGGUCCGGCGAAUCGAAAUGGCUCGACUUACGGGCAAAAGCGACUUUCUUCCUGGCGACAUCCCCCUAGAACGACACAUCCCUCCCCAUCGACUCCUACACCCAGCCGACAGAAUCACCAUUCAACCCAAAUUUUUCAACUCGCAACCCGAACUAUCUGAACAUCUCUCUUCCCUCCCACAUCCCAUCGUUACCAUCUACACUGAUGGCAGCAAAUUGGAAGACGACACAGUCGGAGCAGCCUUUGUCUGCUUCGAAAGUGAAAAUAAUAUGCCGACCAUCCGCAAAUUCAAGCUUCACAACUGCUGCUCAGUCUUCCAAGCUGAAUUAUUCGCUAUCCUCCAAGCCGCCGGGUGGGCCUCCCGGAAAAACUACACUCACACCCUCAUUCUGUCAGACUCCAGAUCCGCCAUCCAAGCCACUCAGAACCGCAGUAACACGCACCCACUAGUCUCUAAAAUACACAACACCAUACACACACACACCGGCUAUAUCGACUUUGCCUGGGUCAAAAGCCAUGCAGAUAUAGCCGGGAACCAAAUUGCGGACACGAUGGCGAAGCUAGCGACCAGGGCUCACAAAGCCCCGGACUACCACUAUUACCCUAUCAGCCACAUAAAGCGACUUGCGAAGGACGACAGCUACUCCGCAUGGAACCGGUGGUAUAACAACGAAAUAACCGGCAGAUACACACACACACACCUCCCCACAAUCGACGACGUCCACACUCUCUUCAGACACACCGACAUUACGUUCACACUUACACAGACACUCACAGGACACGCCUACAACCUCACAUACUUGCACAGAUUCAAACUCACCGAGUUCGAGGUCUGCCCCUGCGAUGGUGUCUCUCGGCAAACCCUCGAACAUCUUUUACAGUUUUGCCCCAGAUUCGCCAGAAACAGACACGAACAUGAGGCGGUCUGCCGUUACCUCGGAUUCUCUCCGUACAAGAUAACUGAUCUCAUUAAAAACGAACACUGCAUCCAGUCCUUUGCCAGGUUGGCGAACUCGAUUCUGAGCGUCCUCAAGGACUUUAAUAACCCUUGUACUACUUGA
This is a messenger RNA of Melitaea cinxia (Glanville fritillary), 2019 nucleotides long. RefSeq lists its product as uncharacterized. The record is from RefSeq and is a predicted model, not a curated record. Gene Ontology annotation, molecular function: RNA-DNA hybrid ribonuclease activity; nucleic acid binding. The coding region runs from base 1 to 2019 and encodes 672 amino acids. Lineage: Eukaryota; Metazoa; Arthropoda; Insecta; Lepidoptera; Nymphalidae. The transcript has a single exon.